Messenger RNA from Danaus chrysippus (African queen), 408 nucleotides. The record is from the annotation of a GenBank genome assembly. Lineage: Eukaryota; Metazoa; Arthropoda; Insecta; Lepidoptera; Nymphalidae.
AUGGCAAAUUCUGGAAAGGGCACUUUUCAGCGGGAUUCCGAUGUCCACAUUUCAUAUGAAGACCAACAAAAAAUUAAUAAAUUUGCUCGUCUCAACGCUAAAGUAGAUGAUUUAAAAGACGAAUUAAAAGUCAAACAAAAUGACAUGAAAAACCUAGAGGAAGCUGUUGAAGAAUUAGGCUUAGCUGAUGAUUCAGAAAAAAUACCUUAUCUUGUUGGAGAAGUUUUUAUCUGCCAAAGCUUAGAAGACACAUUGCAAUCCUUAGAAGAUAAUAAAACAAAGAAACAAGAAGAAAUAGCUGAACUUGAAGCAAAAUGUGAUGAUUUAAAGUCUCAGAUGGCAGAAUUAAAGGCGCACCUGUAUGGAAAGUUUGGCAGUCACAUCAACUUAGAAAGUGAAGAGUCCUAA